GCCAUUGAGGUCACUCCCACUGACAUAUGAGUCGCGAAUCAUCAGAGACUUGAUUGCGAGUUGACUGUGGACAUGAGCUGAUCAACCUGACACGACCGAUCUGCACGGAGCGUCUCGCCGGCGUCGCCCGAGCGACUCGAAGGAUGCAAGACGAAAAGUUGUCAUGGCAUUUGCACCACACUCCGGACAACACCUUCUACCUGCCUCUCCAUUUCCACUGUUUCCGUCGACAUGGCCUCCUCACCUCCCGAGGGUAUCAACCUGUACUCUCGCUUUGCCCUCGCCGGUGCUCUCGGCUGCUCCGUGACCCAUGGCGCAUUCACGCCCGUAGAUGUCGUCAAGACGCGCAUGCAAAUCGACCCUCUCACCUACAACCGCGGCAUGAUCGGCGGGUUUCGCCAAGUCAUCCAGAAUGAAGGCGCCGCCGCACUCUUGACCGGUGCCGGCGCGACCUUUUCCGGCUAUUUCAUCCAGGGAGCCUUCAAAUUCGGCGGGUACGAGUUCUUCGCCUCAGUCGCUCUCUGCCCGCUCGAAGCGACGCGUAUUCGACUCGUGUCGGACAAGACGUUCGCUUCAGGCCUCGUGACUGGGUUCACCAAGAUUCUCAAGACGGAAGGCCUUGGUGGGUUCUACAGUGGCUUUGGACCGAUUCUCUUCAAGCAAGUCCCCUACACAGUAACCAAAUUCGCCGCCUUUGAAAAAAUCUCCGAACUCGCCUUCGCUCGCCUCGACAAGUCCACCCUCUCCGACUCCGCUCAGACCGGCAUCAACCUCGGCUGCGGUCUCCUCGCGGGAUUCGCGGCGGCUAUUGUAUCCCAGCCAGCCGACACUAUGCUGUCCAAGAUCAACAAGACCAAGGGUCUACCCGGUGAGGGUACCGUUUCGAGACUGGUGAAGAUCGCGGGCGAGUUGGGGUUCCGUGGAUCGUUUGCUGGACUUCCGACGAGGCUGUUCAUGGUUGGUGGGUUGACGGCGGGGCAGUUUGCGAUUUAUGGGGAUAUUAAGAAGAUGCUUGGCGCUACUGGAGGGAUUGAGAUCGCCAAAUAGAGAUAGAGCGUGCGUGACGUACAGAUAGAUCUCCAGCGUUCGCCGAGCGGGAGAGAAUGCUACAGAGCAGGGGGCCAUCCAGAUCCCAGGAAUGAUAUUUGAAGCAGCAGACGUCGGUGCGAUUUGCAAGACGAUAAAUAUACACCACUCUC
This is a messenger RNA of Zymoseptoria tritici IPO323, 1199 nucleotides long. RefSeq lists its product as uncharacterized. The transcript is spliced from 5 exons. Bases 232 to 1047 code for a protein of 271 amino acids. Gene Ontology annotation, molecular function: phosphate transmembrane transporter activity. Gene Ontology annotation, biological process: mitochondrial phosphate ion transmembrane transport. Lineage: Eukaryota; Fungi; Ascomycota; Dothideomycetes; Mycosphaerellales; Mycosphaerellaceae. The record is from RefSeq and is a predicted model, not a curated record. Gene Ontology annotation, cellular component: mitochondrial inner membrane.